CCCGGGUCGCAUCCUACAAAGACUGGGAAGAGGGUCGUGACGAGGCGGGCAGCGCCGAGGAGGAGGACGAGGAAGAGGAUGAGGACGACCGGAGCAGCCGCAAAGCUCGCAGGAACAGGCAUUACCGUUCCGUCCACGUGGAGACACCUUCAUACACAGGGGGUGUCAGCGAGGAGUUCUGGGAACGCAGCCGGCAGCGGGAGAGGGAGCGUCGGGAACACGGAGUCUUUGCCUCCUCCAAGGAGGAGAAGGAACGGAAGAAGGAACGCAGUAGGGAGCGGGACCACGAUCGUAAACGGGACCGUGAGGAGCGGGACAGGAGUCGUCACAGCAGCAGAUCGGAAAGGGAUGGCUCGUCAGAACGGAGCAGCAGGAGGAGUGAACCUGAGAGCCCCCGACAUCGGCCCAAAGAUGCAGCCACACCAUCUCGCUCCAGCUGGGAGGAAGAUGAUAGUGGCUACAGCAGUACCCGUCGCUCACAGUGGGAAUCUCCCUCACCCACGCCUUCCUAUCGGGACUCGGAGCGCAGCCACCGGCCAUCGUCACUGCGGGACACAGACCGGCGGGAACGGGACAGGUCUGUGAGGAGCAGGUACUCAGACAAGACGCCAUUGCCCACCCCGUCGUACAAAUACAAUGAGUGGGCUGACGACAGGAAGCACCUUGGAGCCACGCCACGGCUGUCCCGAGGGAGAGGGCGGCGCGCAGAUGGCGAGGAGGGCAUCGCCUUUGAGACAGAGGAGGAGCGGCAGCAGUGGGAGGAUGACCAGCGGCAAGCUGACCGGGACUGGUACAUGAUGGAUGAGGGCUAUGAUGAGUUUCACAACCCCUUAGCCUACUCCUCUGAGGAGUACGUGAAGAAGCGCGAGCAGCACUUACACAAGCAGAGGCAGAAGCGGAUCUCAGCACAGCGGCGGCAGAUCAAUGAGGAUAACGAGCGCUGGGAGACGAAUCGCAUGCUGACCAGUGGUGUGGUUCAUCGGAUUGAAGUGGAUGAAGAUUUUGAAGAGGAUAACUCCGCUAAAGUUCACUUGUUGGUGCACAACCUCGUGCCUCCUUUCCUGGAUGGAAGGAUUGUCUUCACCAAGCAGCCAGAGCCAGUCAUCCCUGUGAAGGAUGCCACCUCGGAUUUGGCCAUCAUAGCCCGGAAAGGCAGCCAACUGGUGCGCAAGCACAGGGAGCAGAAGGAGCGUAAGAGGGCACAGCACAAGCACUGGGAGCUGGCGGGCACUAAAUUGGGAGACAUUAUGGGGAUCAAGAAAGAGGAGGAGAAGGAUGAGAUGGUGACGGAAGAUGGCAAAGUGGAUUACAAGACUGAGCAGAAGUUUGCUGAACACAUGAAAGAAAAAAGUGAAGCCAGCAGUGAGUUUGCCAAGAAGAAAUCAAUCCUGGAGCAGAGACAAUACCUACCUAUCUUUGCUGUGCAGCAGGAACUGCUCUCCAUCCUCAGAGACAACAGCAUUGUGAUUGUGGUAGGGGAGACGGGGAGUGGGAAGACGACUCAGCUGACACAGUACCUGCACGAGGAUGGCUACACUGACUACGGCAUGAUCGGCUGCACCCAGCCCCGCAGAGUGGCCGCAAUGUCGGUGGCCAAGCGGGUCAGUGAGGAGAUGGGGGUCCGUCUGGGGGAGGAGGUGGGCUAUGCCAUCCGUUUUGAGGACUGCACGUCCGAGAACACAGUAAUCAAGUACAUGACAGAUGGGAUCCUCCUCCGUGAGUCACUGAGGGAGGCUGACCUGGACAACUACAGUGCUAUCAUCAUGGAUGAGGCUCAUGAGCGCUCACUCAACACUGAUGUGCUCUUCGGGCUGCUUCGGGAGGUGGUGGCCCGACGCUCAGAUCUGAAACUUGUUGUCACCUCGGCCACCAUGGAUGCAGAUAAGUUUGCCUCCUUCUUUGGGAAUGUUCCAAUUUUCCACAUUCCUGGGCGCACUUUCCCUGUGGAUAUUCUUUUCAGCAAGACCCCACAGGAGGAUUACGUGGAGGCUGCAGUGAAACAAGCCCUGCAGGUCCACUUGUCUGGUGCUCCUGGAGACAUCCUUGUCUUCAUGCCUGGCCAGGAGGACAUUGAGGUGACCUCAGAGCAGAUUGUGGAGCACCUUGAGGAGCUGGAGAAGGCUCCUGCUCUUGCUGUACUGCCAAUCUAUUCUCAGCUGCCCUCGGACUUGCAGGCCAAGAUCUUCCAGAAGGCUCCCGACGGGGUCAGGAAGUGCAUCGUUGCCACUAACAUUGCAGAGACCUCACUGACAGUGGAUGGCAUCAUGUUUGUGAUUGACUCUGGCUACUGCAAGUUGAAGGUUUUCAACCCCCGCAUAGGCAUGGAUGCGCUGCAGAUCUACCCCAUCAGUCAGGCCAAUGCCAAUCAGAGGGCAGGCCGAGCUGGCCGGACAGGCCCAGGCCACUGCUUCAGGCUCUACACCCAGAGUGCUUACAAGAAUGAGCUGCUGACAACCACGGUGCCUGAGAUCCAGCGCACCAACCUUGCCAACGUAGUGCUCUUGCUCAAGUCCCUGGGUGUGCAGGACCUGCUACAGUUCCACUUCAUGGAUCCACCCCCUGAGGACAACAUGUUGAACUCCAUGUACCAGCUGUGGAUCCUGGGGGCCCUGGAUAACACAGGUGGUCUGACCUCAACGGGACGUCUCAUGGUGGAGUUCCCACUGGACCCUGCGCUCUCCAAAAUGCUCAUAGUCUCCUGUGACAUGGGUUGCAGCUCUGAGAUCUUGCUUGUUGUCUCCAUGUUGUCUGUGCCUGCCAUCUUUUACCGUCCUAAGGGCCGAGAGGAGGAGAGUGACCAAGUGCGGGAGAAAUUUGCUGUUCCAGAGAGUGAUCACUUGACUUACCUGAAUGUUUACCUGCAGUGGAAAAACAACAGCUAUUCUACCCUGUGGUGCAAUCAGCACUUCAUCCAUGCCAAGGCCAUGCGGAAGGUGCGGGAGGUGCGUGCCCAGCUCAAGGACAUUAUGGUGCAGCAACGGAUGAGCCUGGCGUCCUGUGGUACGGACUGGGAUGUUGUCAGGAAGUGCAUCUGUGCUGCAUAUUUCCAUCAGGCUGCAAAGCUGAAGGUGAGAGGUGUUUGAGCUGCCUGGGGGCUGUGAGGUCCUGCCUGGGAACAGGUGGGCUAAGCACACUUGUUUUUGCAGGGCAUUGGGGAGUAUGUGAACAUCCGCACAGGCAUGCCCUGCCACCUGCACCCCACGAGCUCUCUGUUUGGCAUGGGCUACACACCAGACUACAUUGUGUAUCACGAAUUGGUUAUGACUACAAAGGAAUACAUGCAGUGUGUCACUGCUGUGGAUGGAGAGUGGCUGGCAGAGCUGGGCCCCAUGUUCUACAGUAUCAAACAUGCUGGCAAGUCACGCCAGGAGAACCGCCGCCGUGCCAAGGAGGAAGUGUCUGCCAUGGAGGAGGAGAUGGCUUUGGCGGAGGAGCAGCUGCGUGCCCGCCGGGAGGAGCAGGAGCGUCGUAACCCACUGGGCAGUGCAAGAUCUACUAAAAUCUACACCCCUGGGCGGAAGGAGCAGGGGGAGCCCCUGACGCCACGACGCACCCCAGCCCGCUUUGGCCUCUGAGAUGGCAGUACCUGUUGCUUUGAGACUUAAGGACUUCUGGGAGCAGCUGAGUCU
This is a messenger RNA of Manacus vitellinus (golden-collared manakin), 3629 nucleotides long. It is a transcript of the gene DHX38, whose product is annotated as DEAH-box helicase 38. Lineage: Eukaryota; Metazoa; Chordata; Aves; Passeriformes; Pipridae. The record is from RefSeq and is a predicted model, not a curated record. The coding region runs from base 795 to 3083 and encodes 762 amino acids. The transcript has 25 exons. Gene Ontology annotation, biological process: mRNA splicing, via spliceosome. Gene Ontology annotation, molecular function: ATP binding; RNA binding. Gene Ontology annotation, cellular component: spliceosomal complex; intracellular anatomical structure.